AUGUCAUCACUUGAAUUGUUUUAUGCUGACUCAGAAGCGCCAAUUGUUUUAUUAUCAGCUAAAAAGCAUUUUGAACAAUUAAGUUCCUCAAAUUUACAAAAAUAUGCUCAUUUUUUAUCAAGAGCUUCAUAUAAUGGUUCAAAAGCUAUAUUGGAUUCAGUAUCAAAAGAAAGUCCUGAUAUUUUCAAAUUAAUCUUAUUAAUUCAUAAACAAUUAGAUGAACCUAAAACAAAUCAAGAAUAUCUUUCAAAAAUUAAAUCGAUCGAUGAAGAGAAUAUAAUUUAUUAUUUGGAAUAUGCUUGUCAAUUUUUAGAUAAUAUGGGUAAUUACAAAUCAUUUGGCGAUAGAAAAUUUAUACCAAAAAUCAAAAAACAAGAUUUAAAAACAUUUAUUAAUUCAUUAGAAAAUGAAGAAAUUUCGGAAUUAUAUUCUAAAGUUGAAGAUUCAAUUUAUGAUACAUCCAAAGGGUUAUUAGGAUUUCCAGAAAAUGGGUUAUCAACUAAUUAUUAUCCAGAUUCAGAAAACAUUACAAAGGAAGAAGUUAAUGCAGUCGACAAAGUAUUAGCAUCAAAUGAAAUUAUGCCUGAAAAUACAAGAAUUAUUAAAAACAAAGAUGGAUCAUUUACAGUAUUAGUAUCAUCAGCAGAUUCAAAAAAUUUAUAUGAACAUUUAAAUUUAAUCACACCAGAUGGUCACAAAAUAAAUUUCAAAUUUGGUGAUCAUUCUCAAGAAUUUUCCAAAAUUGUUGAAAAUUUAACUCAUGCAUUAAUAUAUGUUUCAAAUCCAACUCAAAAAAAUUUAAUUGAAUUAUAUAUUGAAUCUUUCAAAACUGGAUCAAUGAAAGCUCACAAAUUAUCACAGAUUGAAUGGGUUAAAGAUUUUAAACCUGAAGUUGAAUCAAAUAUUGGAUUUAUUGAAACUUAUAGAGAUCCUGCCGGUGUUAGAGGUGAAUGGGAAGGUUUAGUAGCUAUGGUAAAUCACGAAAGAACUAAGAAAUUCACAGAUUUAGUUAAUCAAGCUAGUAAAUUUAUUACACAAUUGCCAUGGGAUCCAAUUUAUGAAAAAGAUAAAUUUACACCACCAGAUUUUACAUCAUUAGAAGUUUUAACAUUUUCAGGUUCAGGAGUUCCAGCAGGUAUAAAUAUUCCAAAUUAUGAUGAUGUUAGAUUGAAUUAUGGGUUUAAAAAUGUUUCACUAGGUAAUGUCUUAUCAGCAAAUCCAAAAAAUCCAAAAAAAGAAGAAAUUAUUACUUUUAUUGAAAAUAAAGAUCAACAAAAAUUCAAAAAAUUUAGAGAUGAUUGUUUUGAGGUACAAGUUUCGUAUCACGAACUUCUUGGACAUGGUACAUGUAAGCUUAAUACCGAAGUAGCUGUUGGUGAAUACAAUUUUGAUAAAAAUGAUGAAAGAAUAAAAUCUUGGUAUAAACCAAAUGAAACUUGGAGUUCAGUUUUCGGUGAGUAUGCAGGAUCAUAUGAAGAAUGUAGAGCAGAAUUAGUUGCAUUAUAUCUAAUUUUAAAAGAUCCAGUCAAUGGAUUGCCUAUACUUGGAAUCACUGACGAACAAGAUCAAAAGGAUAUUAUGUAUAUUGCUACUUUAAUGAUGAUCAGAGCUGGUUUAAUCGGUUUAGAAUUUUGGGAUCCAGAAGCUAAAAAAUGGGGACAACCUCAUAUGCAAGGUAGAUUUGCAAUAAUGAAACAAUUACAUAAAGCAGGAGUUUUUAAAUUUGAAACUUCAAAAUCAGAUUUUUCAGAUUUAACUAUUGUUAUAGAUGAAUCAAAAUUAUAUGAUAAUACAGCAGUUGAAGCACUAGGAGAAUUUUUAUCAACUAUACAUAUUUAUAAAUCAACUGCAAAUAAAGUUGAAGGUUUAAAAUAUUAUCUUGAUAAAUCUAAUGUUGAAGAAGAUUAUGGAAAAUUUAGAGAUAUUGUAUUAAAAGAGAAAAAACCAAGAAAAAAAUUAAUCCAAGCUAAUACUUUUAUAAGAGGUGAUGGUGAUGAUUCAACUGUUGAAUUGGUUGAAUAUGAUGAAAGUGAAGCUGGUAUGAUUCAAUCAUUUUUUGAAAGAGAUAUCCAAUUUUAA
Messenger RNA from Lodderomyces jiufengensis, 2079 nucleotides. Its product is annotated as dipeptidyl-peptidase III. Gene Ontology annotation, molecular function: dipeptidyl-peptidase activity; metalloexopeptidase activity. Gene Ontology annotation, biological process: proteolysis. Gene Ontology annotation, cellular component: cytoplasm. The transcript has a single exon. Lineage: Eukaryota; Fungi; Ascomycota; Pichiomycetes; Serinales; Debaryomycetaceae. The record is from RefSeq and is a predicted model, not a curated record. Bases 1 to 2079 code for a protein of 692 amino acids.